AUGUUGUGUUCUGUCUUUAUCUCCCACUUCAAGGUCGCGUUGCUUCACUCUCCAUUUACAGAGAAAGCUACAAUGAAAAUCGCAAACUUCACCCUCUUCUUCUUCUUCUUCUUCUUCCUCCUCUUCUCUCCUUCACUACCUCUAUCUCAAUCACAGCCUCCAGAGCUCGACCCACAAGACAAAGCCUCCUUACUCAUCUUCCGCGUCUCGAUCCACGACCCUAACCAAACCUUAUCAACAUGGUACGCCUCAACAUGUUCCAACUGGACAGGUCUAUCCUGCCAAAACCCCACCGGAAAAGUCACCUCCCUCACUCUACCCGCCUCGAAUCUCUCCGGUCAGAUUCACACAUCUCUCUGUAAGCUCACUUCUCUUCAAAUCUUGGACCUUUCAGGAAACAAUUUCUCCGGAAACAUCCCCACUUGCUUCGGCGCGUUGCGUGAUCUCAAAACACUGAAUCUUAGCCGCAACAGUUUGGUUGGUUCGAUUCCUGGAACGUUUGGUAACCUCAAGGAGCUUAGAGAACUCGUUCUUAGCGAGAAUCGAGGUUUGAGAGGUGUUGUUCCUCUCUGGGUUGGUGAAUUGAUGAAUCUUGAAAGGAUUGAUUUGAGUUUCUGCUCGUUUCUUGGAGAGAUACCUGAAAGGUUACUGUAUUUGAAAUCAUUGAAGUUUCUGAAUCUUGAAGGGAAUAACUUAACCGGUACACUUAGAGAUUUUCAACAGCCUUUAGUGGUGCUUAACCUCGCUUCAAACCGGUUUUCCGGUACAUUGCCUUGCUUCUACGGUUCUCGUCAUUCUCUUAGUGUUAUGAAUCUUGCUGACAACUCUCUCGUUGGUGGAUUACCUUCUUGUUUGGGUUCUCUAGCAGAACUGACUCAUCUAAAUCUUUCUUUCAAUGGAUUUACCUACGAGAUAUCUCCACGGCUUAUGUUUUCGGAGAAUCUAGUGUUGCUAGACUUGUCUCACAACGGGUUCUCAGGCCGUCUCCCUAGCAGAAUCUCUAAGACGACUGAGAAACUUGGUGUGGUUCUUCUCGAUCUCUCUUACAAUAGAUUCUCUGGUGAGAUACCCUUGAGGAUCACCGAGUUAACGCGCUUACAAGCAUUGCGUCUCUCUCACAAUCUUCUCUCUGGAGAUAUCCCCGCGAGGAUCGGGAACCUGACGUAUCUACAAGUCAUUGAUCUCUCUCACAACGCGUUGACCGGUUCGAUCCCUCUCAACAUUGUAGGUUGCUUUCAGUUAUUAGUCUUGAUGAUCAGCAACAACAACCUCUCCGGGGAGAUACAACCGGAGCUCGACGCGUUGGACAGUCUUAAGAUACUUGACAUAAGUAACAACAGGAUCUCUGGUGAGAUCCCGCUUACUUUAGCGGGUCUUAAGUCGUUAGAGAUUGUGGAUAUAAGCUCCAACAACCUUUCGGGAAACUUAAACGAGGCGAUUACGAAAUGGUCUAAUCUCAAGUACCUCUCUCUUGCAAGAAACAAGUUUAGUGGAACACUUCCUUCUUGGUUGUUCAAGUUCGAUAAGAUUCAGAUGAUGGACUACUCCAGCAAUAGAUUCUCUUGGUUCAUACCUGACGAUAACUUGAACAGUACACGGUUCAAAGAUUUUCAAACCACUGGAUCUGCACCAGGGAAGGUAGAGAUUAAGAUAUCAGCGAAUGUGGUUGCUAAAGACGAACUAAGCUUCAGUUACAAUCUCUUAUCGAUGGUUGGGAUUGAUCUUUCUGAUAAUCUGUUACACGGAGAGAUACCUGAAGCUUUGUUCAGACAGAAGAACAUAGAGUACUUGAACUUGUCGUACAACUUCCUUGAAGGUCAGCUUCCAGAUUUGGAGAAGCUGCCAAGGCUAAAGGCAUUGGAUCUUUCACACAACUCUUUAUCAGGUCAAGUCACUGGAAACGUGACGACUCCACCAGGGCUGACGCUUCUGAAUCUAUCUCACAACUGUUUCUCUGGGGUCGUUACCGAGAAACAAGGGCUUGGGAAGUUUCCGGGGGCUUUGGUCGGGAACCCGGAGCUUUGUGUGGAGUCUUCAGGGAACAAGUGUGAUCCUGCGGAGAUUGAUGGAUCAGAAGAGGAGAUAUAUCAGAAUGAGUUGGUGGAAGGACCGAUAUCGAUUUGGAUAUUUUGUUUGAGUGCGUUUAUUAGCUUUGAUUUUGGUGUGUUGGGUGUGUUCUGCUCGUCUCGUGCUCGGAGUUAUAUUCUUCAGACCAAAGGUUGAACUUGUCUGAAUCGUACUGAUCUGAUAAUGUAUAUUCUAUUUCUAACACACUUUUGUUGUCUGAGAUGUGAACGGUUUACAUAUGACGAAUUUCCAAAUGUGUUGUUGUUUGUUUUACUAGUCAGUCCUAUAUAUGCUUAUCUCAAAUGUUGGUUUGUGUAUAGAACUUAAACCGGUUUACUUUGACCGGAGACCUUUUCAAUCAUGACUGAAUGUUUU
Messenger RNA from Eruca vesicaria subsp. sativa (arugula), 2442 nucleotides. The record is from the annotation of a GenBank genome assembly. Lineage: Eukaryota; Viridiplantae; Streptophyta; Magnoliopsida; Brassicales; Brassicaceae.